GUCAGCAGUGUGGAAGCACUUUAAAGUGUCAGAGAAAGAGGCAAAAACGGCAGUUUGCAGACAUUGUUCUGCUGAAUUGUCCAGAGGGGGUGCAUCUGCAAAAACGUACAGCACUUCAAGUUUAAUUUAUCACUUAAAAUCAAGACACCCAGAACAUCAUGCAGAGUACGAGAAAGACACGGCGGCGGCUACGGCAACAGCAGCAGCGAAAAGGAAAGUAGCUCCCAGUCCUAGUACACCCACUCCAUCUGUGGCUGACUUCUUAGAAAAGGCAAAAAAGUUUGCCAAUGACAGUGCCAAAGCUAAAGGAAUUACUAAAAGGAUAAUGGAAUUCAUCGCAUUGGAUGAUCAACCAUUCUCGGUUGUAGAGGAUGUUGGAUUUCGCAGGCUUAUAGACCAUAUUGAGCCCCGUUACACCAUCCCUAGUAGACGGCAUUUCUCAGACGUGUGCUUACCUGAGAUGUAUAACGUAGUUUCAACUAACGUCCGUGAGCUUUUGGCUACAGAUAUUGCAGCCCUCAGCUUCACGACUGAUAUUUGGAGCUCGGAUGUGAGCCCCACCAGUAUGCUGAGUUUAACUGCGCAGUGGAUCGACACAGAUUUCAAGCUACAAAAGAUUGUGCUUCACUCACAAGAGUUUAGAGGGUCCCAUACAGCUGUAGCCAUAUCCGAGGCAUUCGCCAACAUGUUUGACACUUGGCGUAUCGACCGAUCUAAAGUGCAUGCGGUAGUCAGUGACAACGCAAGAAAUAUGGCUAAAGCCAUGGAAGAUAGCAAUCUGAAAGGCAUACGGUGUAUGGCACACACAAUUCAACUGGCGGUCAACGAGGGAUUGUUGAGUCAGCGCAGUAUAGCAGAUGUGAUAGCGAUAGGCAGGAAAAUUGUUGGCCAUUUCAAACAUUCACCGCUUGCCUAUGCGCGCCUGCAAUCUAUCCAAGAACAGUUCGGAAUGCCACAAAAACGUUUCCAACAAGAUGUGAGCACAAGGUGGAACAGUACAUAUUAUAUGCUGGAAAGCCUUUUUGCGCAAAAGCGAGUCUUGGCCACAUACAUAGCAGAUCAUGACCUGCCCGCAACAUUCAACGCAUACCAGUGGGUGUUAAUAGAGAACGUUCUCUCUCUUCUCGCCCCCUUUGAGCAGAUAACAAAAGAGAUAAGCUCAUCUGAUGCAUCUGUGGCAGACGUCAUACCCUUACUUGCAGCACUAAAGCGUCUUUUAAACAAAGAGGCUGAAACAGACCACGGAGUGAAAACAACUAAAAGUGCGCUCUUAGAAGCUGUCAGCACACGAUUUAGUCAGGCGGACUCAGAACCCCUGUACUGCAUCGCGACUGUGCUUGAUCCAUGAUAUAAAGAUCAUUACUUGGAUGUGGGGGAAAAGAUGCGCACACGAGAAAUGAUCCAGGCCGAGUUGGAUUUGGGAAAGCCGCUAGGUGAUGGAGACGGUCAGGUGAUGCACAGCGCAGGAGAUGAAAACAGCGCAGAGAGUAAACGGGCUCGUACUACAGAUGAGCCGCGCACAGUCUCGCUGUCUGACAUGUUCGAUGAGAUCCUCCAAGAGAAUAACCCAUUUGCAAGACAGAGGACAAGCUCGACCGCUCAACAGUUAGAUGGGUAUCUCUCAGAAGUCCCCAUCCCCAGGAGCAAUAACCCUCUCGAAUUUUGGAGGACCAAUCAAGGCCGCUUCCCCGACCUGGCGCAGAUGGCACGCAGGUACUUGUCUGCUCCAUGCACAAGCACCGACAGUGAGAGACUGUUUAGUGCUGCAUCUCAUGUCAUCGAUGAGAAGAGGAACCGACUUUCAUGUGACAAAGCAGAGAAGCUACUUUUCAUAAAGAAG
Sander lucioperca (pikeperch) is the source of this 1840-nucleotide messenger RNA. RefSeq names its product zinc finger BED domain-containing protein 4-like. Bases 326 to 1348 code for a protein of 340 amino acids. The record is from RefSeq and is a predicted model, not a curated record. The transcript has 2 exons. Lineage: Eukaryota; Metazoa; Chordata; Actinopteri; Perciformes; Percidae.